AUGGGAGUCAUCCUUACUCAAAUGUUUACUGGAUAUACAUUUAUGGACAUAUUGCCAUCUAGAUUCAAUGGUUCUGAAACAAACAAAUUCAGUUUGUUUUCCAUAACCCCCAUUAAACACUCAAAACAUUUAAUGGUGUCUGCAUUCAUCGAUCACAGAAUCAAUAAGGCCAUUCGAGUUAUCAGCAUAAUCAGAAGGGACAGUCUGCAGCCUCUUUACUGCAUCUACUGUAACAAUGACGAUAACUGCCAGACUGCUGAGGCUGAAGUCCAGAUACACAGUGACCAUUUUGGUUUUCCAUAUGCAGCUUCAGAUGUUCUGUGUGAUGGUGCACACACUCAAGAUGCAGCAUUUGUAUCCAUUUCAACUAGUAGAAACAUCUCUGCCAUUUAUUCUGAAGAUCUCUUACCAAUUAAGAACACAGUGACCAGGGAAUCAUUUAAGUUCAACUUCAGUGUAUGUAUCUCAAACCUCUUUGGAAGCUAUAAUAAUGUUCUGCAAUUUGUCCAAACCAUGGAAAUGUACAAGCUUUUGGGUGUACAACAUGUAGUGAUCUACAACACCAGCUGUGGUCCUGACCUGGAGAAACUCUUACAGCAUUACAAGAAAGAAGGAAUACUAGAGAUUGUUCCAUGGCCUAUCGACCAUUUCCUUAACCCAUCUAAAGGAUGGAACUUUGUAGAGCAUGGUGGAGACCUCCACUAUUAUGGUCAGUUGGUAAACCUCAAUGAGUGUAUUUAUAGAAACAUGUAUCAGUCCAAAUAUGUUCUUCUGAAUGACAUUGAUGAGAUCAUCAUGCCUUAUAAGCAUGCUAACCUUCCAUUACUGAUGGAGGAUCUUCAACAGGAGCACAGAGAUGUGGGGGUAUUUCUUAUUGAGAACCACAUUUUCCCCAAGACACAAUUUGAGGAAACUGGUAGAUUCAAUCGAUCGGAAUGGAGAGGUAUACCUGGCAUCAAUAUUAUGGAACACAUUUAUAGAGAACCAGACAGAAAAAAUGUUUUCAACCCCAGAAAACUGAUCAUCAACCCAAGGAGCGUGAUACAAACAUCAGUGCAUUCCACCCUGCAACAAUAUGGGGAUGUUUAUUAUGUACCUUUUGAUGUAAGUCAUAUUGUUCAUGUGAGAGUACCACUACAGGGGCAUCUUACCAAAGAACAACUGGCUGUUGACACAAGGGUGUGGGACUUUGAGCAAGAACUGAUAUCAAAUGUUGAUAAGACUCUACAGGCUUCUGAUUUGCUGAAGAUUACAGAUUGA
Electrophorus electricus (electric eel) is the source of this 1260-nucleotide messenger RNA. RefSeq lists its product as uncharacterized. Gene Ontology annotation, molecular function: glycosyltransferase activity. Gene Ontology annotation, cellular component: cytoplasm. The record is from RefSeq and is a predicted model, not a curated record. Lineage: Eukaryota; Metazoa; Chordata; Actinopteri; Gymnotiformes; Gymnotidae.